This is a messenger RNA of Eucalyptus grandis, 1375 nucleotides long. Its product is annotated as probable 3-hydroxyisobutyrate dehydrogenase-like 1, mitochondrial. Lineage: Eukaryota; Viridiplantae; Streptophyta; Magnoliopsida; Myrtales; Myrtaceae. The record is from RefSeq and is a predicted model, not a curated record. Gene Ontology annotation, molecular function: NAD binding; oxidoreductase activity; NADP binding. The coding region runs from base 112 to 1065 and encodes 317 amino acids. The transcript has a single exon.
AAAAAAAUAGCAAUAUCCAUUUUGUAAUUUUUCGCCAGGUGGUCCUCCCCCGUCACUGCCACUCACUAGACUCCUCCGCUCGCCCUCUCCUCCCUCCUCCUCCGCCGCGCCAUGUCGUCCGCCGCCGCGGCCGCGGCCUCCGACCCCAUCGCCCCCUCUAACACGCGGGUGGGCUGGAUCGGCACCGGCGUCAUGGGCCGCUCCAUGUGCGGCCACCUCAUCGGCGCCGGCUACGCCGUCACCGUCUUCAACCGCACCGUCUCCAAGGCCCAGCCCCUCCUCGACAUGGGCGCGCGCCUCGCCGACUCCCCACGCUCCCUCGCCGCCCUCUCCGACGUCGUCUUCUCCAUCGUCGGGUACCCCUCCGACGUCCGCUCCGUCCUCCUGGACCCCUCCUCCGGCGCCCUCGCUUCCCUCCGCCCCGGCGGCGUCCUCGUGGACAUGACCACCUCCGACCCCUCCCUCGCCGAGGAGAUCUCCGCCGCCGCCUCCUCCAAGGGCUGCCACGCCGUCGACGCCCCCGUGUCGGGCGGCGACCGCGGUGCUCGCAACGCUGCCCUCGCGAUCUUCGCGGGUGGCGACCCGGCGACGGUCCGCAGGCUGGAGCCCCUGUUCUCCGUGAUGGGGAAGGUCAAUUACAUGGGCGGCCCCGGAAAGGGGCAGUUCGCGAAAUUGGGGAAUCAAAUCACGAUCGCUUCGACCAUGGUGGGGCUGGUGGAGGGCAUGGUUUAUGCUUAUAAGGCGGGGCUCGAUGUUGGGAUGUUUGUAAGCGCGAUAUCGACUGGAGCUGCGGGCUCGAAGUCGCUGGAUUCGCAUGGGAACAGGAUACUGCAGAGGGAUUUUGAGGCCAGGUUCUAUGUGAACCAUUUUGCGAAGGAUUUGGGGAUAUGCCUGAAGGAAUGUGAGAGGAUGGGGCUCGCAUUGCCAGGCUUGGCGCUUGCUCAGCAGCUUUACUUGUCGCUCAAGGCUCAUGGGGAGGGGAAUUUGGGCAUUCAGGCGCUCAUUCUGGCUCUUGAGCGGCUUAACAAUGUUAAGCUCGAGAAUACAGGCUCCUCUAAUGUAUGAGUAUGACCUCUGCUUAGUGUUCUUAGUGUACUCAUAUUGGUAUACAUAAAUAAAUGAUCAUUUGCUAUAUACCAACAAUUACAUUUGCUGCUGUUAUACUGUUGUUGUAAGAGGAUGGAUUGCUAUGGUUGUAUAUUGAACGGAGAAAUAUGUGCUUCUAUUUUUUAAAUGUAUGAUAGACUGUCUAGGGAAAGGUUGGGAUUCAUAUGUUAACCAGGAUUCGUGAGACAAAGCGGAGUAUUUGUCAAAUGAUUUGUCACUUGGACAUUGCCCUCACCUUAUCAUUGCAAUUUGAUGGUCACCAUGGUAA